This is a messenger RNA of Plutella xylostella (diamondback moth), 1373 nucleotides long. RefSeq names its product Josephin domain containing (gene Josd). Gene Ontology annotation, molecular function: cysteine-type deubiquitinase activity. The record is from RefSeq and is a predicted model, not a curated record. Lineage: Eukaryota; Metazoa; Arthropoda; Insecta; Lepidoptera; Plutellidae. Gene Ontology annotation, biological process: protein deubiquitination.
GUAAAAUUGUCAAACAAUUUUGACAUUUCCCAAGUUCGAUUUAAAAUAAUACGAAAAAAAUCUAAAAUAUUCCAGUUACUGUAUCGUAUGAGUCGUGUAAAUUAUUAGUACAAGCCUGGAGACGAUUCUUCAAUUCAAAACAUAAGUGUGAAACUUCAGUCUUUCUAGAAAUCAUGAAAAGUUAAGCAUGAACGAAAUGUCUGUGAAACCUACAAUUUACCAUGAAAAACAAGUUAAAGAAUUGUGCGCAUUACACGCACUCAAUAAUUUGUUCCAAACGGAGAGUUCAUUCACAAAAUCGGAGUUGGAUGUAAUAUGUGGCCAAUUGUCCCCAAAUGUGUGGAUCAACCCUCACAGGUCCAUGCUGGGUCUCGGCAACUAUGACAUCAAUGUCAUCAUGGCCGCUCUCCAGAAAAAAGGCUGUGAAGCCAUCUGGUUUGAUAAAAGAAAAGACCCCGCUUGCCUGGACUUGUCGCACAUCAGUGGGUUCAUCUUGAAUGUGCCGUCGGACUACAAGCUGGGGUUUGUGAUGCUGCCGCUGCGGCGCCGCCACUGGAUCACCAUCCGACAGAUCCACGGGAACUUCUAUAAUCUGGACUCCAAGCUGGAGGCUCCACAACUUAUAGGAAGGAGCAAUGACCUGAUAGCGUACCUGAAAGAGCAGCUGGACAGCAAAGAGAAGGAGCUGUUCAUCAUCGUCAGCAAGGAGGUGGAGGAGAAGCAGCUGUGGAUGAACCCGGGCAUGCCACACUUCCUUGAGCACCCGCCCCGGGGCAGCCCCGACUGCGUCUCAACUGCCUCCAUGAACGACUACCGCAGCCGGGACGCAGAGUGUCUGCGGCUCAACCAAGUGAACUCUUGUGACAGUAACUAUUGAAGUGUGCUCUUGUGAUAGUUGGUGGACUUUUCUGUGUGUGUGUCUAAUUGUAUGUGUGUGAGUACAGCGGUGUACUCCAUGUGAUUCCUAAGGCCUACGGUUGCCAUUCUCUCAGGCAUUUCUGUGAAUAUUAAGUUUAGGGUACUUAAUUGUAAUGAAUGUAUGUAUUAAGUUGCAUUAUUUUUAAUUUAUUUACACGGUAAUCUGGUUCAGAAGUUUAUUUCGUGUUUUCACAAUUCUGUUGAUUUAUGGAAGUUAAUUUAAUCAUAGGAUCGAGCUAGUUUAAGUUUGUGAUGGUUUGAGGGAUAUUUUAACUACUUUGUUUCAAUCAGCAGCCAUUCCUUUUAUCUACCUAAUUGUAGUUGUGUCAAGUCUACAAUCAACACUUAAGAAUUUAUACCAAUUUAUAUACUUAAAUUUAAAAGAUAUAGAAGAAUAUUUAGAACUUUAGACGUAAAACUUUUUCUAUAAAUAAAUGGUAUUUGAUGAACCUUCA